Molecule: messenger RNA, 4362 nt
Organism: Nycticebus coucang (slow loris)
Lineage: Eukaryota; Metazoa; Chordata; Mammalia; Primates; Lorisidae
Gene: TRAPPC6B
Product: trafficking protein particle complex subunit 6B
Exons: 6
Coding region: 289-765 (158 amino acids)
Biological process (GO): endoplasmic reticulum to Golgi vesicle-mediated transport; regulation of GTPase activity
Cellular component (GO): cis-Golgi network; TRAPP complex; trans-Golgi network
Source: RefSeq, a predicted model, not a curated record
GUUUCUUCGCCCCCAGCCCAGGGCCCGCUCAGGUCUCCGCCGGCUGCGUUGGGUUCCCGAGGCUGUCUUACUCCGUGGUUCGGCCCUGAGGCUUGGUGGCCCGGGGGGUGGACUCUGCCCGCGACCAGACUCACUUCAGUACUUGCCUUUGGGAAGCCGUGUGAAUUCCUUGGUCUCCUAGCAACAAGGGACUGGGCCGUGGCCUCCGGGAGCCGCGGCGUCGGCCGGAACCCCCGGGCCUGGCCCAAGCGGUAGCCAAAACCCGGAGCUCGGAAGAAUAAGCAGGCAAUGGCGGACGAGGCGUUAUUUUUGCUUCUCCAUAACGAGAUGGUGUCUGGAGUGUACAAGUCCGCGGAGCAGGGGGAGGUGGAAAAUGGACGAUGUAUUACUAAGCUGGAAAACAUGGGGUUUCGAGUGGGACAAGGAUUGAUAGAAAGGUUUACAAAAGAUACUGCAAGAUUCAAGGAUGAGUUAGAUAUCAUGAAGUUCAUUUGUAAAGAUUUUUGGACUACAGUAUUCAAGAAACAAAUCGAUAAUCUAAGGACAAAUCAUCAGGGCAUCUAUGUACUUCAAGACAAUAAAUUUCGUCUGCUUACUCAGAUGUCUGCAGGAAAACAGUAUUUAGAACAUGCAUCUAAGUAUUUAGCAUUUACAUGUGGCUUAAUCAGAGGUGGCUUAUCAAACUUGGGGAUAAAAAGUAUUGUAACAGCUGAAGUAUCUUCAAUGCCUGCCUGCAAAUUUCAGGUGAUGAUACAGAAGCUGUAGAACAUACUGAAAUGCAAGGCUUCAACAGUUGAAAAAGAGAAUUAUUCAUGUAUAAAGUAUUUCAAGUAACAAUGGUUUAAUUACAAUGUUAGACAUUUGUAUUCGAGUAAGAGUGUAUUUUAUCUAUUCAACUCAGACCAACUCAAAGCAGAUAAAGGAACAUUGUACCAUGAUAAACACUUUAUAGAAACUAUUUAAAAUGAGGUGGAACACAGAAUUCAUAUUGAUUUCAAAUAACCAGACACCAAGAUGUAAGACCUUUAUUUUAAACAUUUUUACUUGCCUAUACUGCUAUGUAUUUAACCACAGAUGGAGAAGCAAAUCUCAGGGUUUGCUGAAUUAGCAUGAGGAAGAAAAAUAUGCACCGACAGAAUCAUUCGUGUUAAGAAUGAACAAAUUUUGAUAAAGUUUGAAUUUGUUUUAGUUAUUUAAAAAAGCAAACAAUGCAGUAAGUUAAGGUUAAUUUUUAUUUUAUUGCUUAUAAUUUAUUUCUAUUGAGAAUUUUAUGCCUGUUUAAAGAUUUCAUAUAUACAUAUGCGUAUACAUGUGUAAAUACAUAUAUGAUUGCCUAAAUGGCUUGAAAACUUAAUUUUACUUUAAUAGAUUUGAGUCCUUAAAAUUACAUUAAUGUAAUUAAAAUGAAAUACAUAUUAGUUUAAAUGUGAAUUUAGUGACUUCAAAGCCAAAGAAUAGUAGAUAUGUUGGGAAGGAAUUUUUAUGCUUGUUGCUGUUAUGGUCUUGAUUUUCAACUUCUGCCUCCAUAUGUGCAAGUUCUCGUGUAAGUUCUAAUAUCUUUAUCUUUAUUCUCUUACUUAACUCUUUCACAGGGGUGGGGGGUAAAUAAUUGGAUCAGUCACAUCUACAUUCAUCAGACUGUCACUUUCUCAGUGGUUUGAGAUCAGUGCUUAUCUUAGUAUGUGGCUCAUUACAAAAGUAUGGAGAUACACAAAACUCAAGAAACAUAAAAUCCUAGUGGACAGAAACAAACGAAGCCCUCCCUGUAACACUGAUCAGCCAAGUAAGUUGAAUCAUAAACGUUGUCUGUGUUUCUGGGGAGUGAAGUAAUGGACCAUAACACAGUUUGUCUCAAAACUUUCAUCAUGACCCAUGAAUCUCUGUCUUACCACCUCUUCCACUUUAUCUUACUAAUACUUAAAUUAGCUGGCAUGAGCAGGUAUCUCCAAUUCAGCUUUUGUAAGAACUUUGGAUAUUGGAAUAUCACUACUUUAUUGAAAUGGUACUUCCUUUCCCAAUUCAUUCUUCUUCUUCUUCUUUUUUUUUUUUUUAAAGAGACAGAGUUUUCAUUUUGUCACCCUUGCUAGAGGAGGAGCUCACAGUAACUUCCAGCUUUUGGGCUUAGGCGAUUCUCUUGCCUCAGUCUCUCGAGUAGCUGGGACUAUAGGCGUCCACCACAACGCCAGCUAUUUUUUUUUUUUGCAGUUUGUCUGGGGCCUGGUUCGAACCCAUCACUCUCAGUAUAUGGGGCCAGUGCCCUGCUCACUGACCCAUAGGCGCUGCCCCAUUAUUAUUAUUUUAAAUAUAUUUCUUUGAUAAGCAACUUCUGCAGAAGGGGGUAAUUGACACAUCAAAAAAUGGGUUCUCUGUCAUAAAAAUGGCAGAUCAAGAAAAUUGACUUCUGGGGUGGUGUCUAUGGGUCAGUGGGUAGGGUGCUGGCCCCAUACAGCGAGGAUGGUGGGUUCAAACCCGGCCCUGGCCGAACGGCAACAAAAAAUAGUCAGGCUUUGUCGCGGGCACCUGUAGUCCCAGAUACUUCGGAGGCUGAGGCAAGAGAAUCACCUAAGCCCAAGAGCUGGAGGUUGCUGUGAGCUGUGAUGCCAUGGCACUCUACUGAGGGCUACAAAGUGAGACUCUGUCUCUAAAAGAAAAGAAAAAAGGAAAUUGACUUCUUAUAAUAAAAUAAACCAAAAAAUUAUAAUUAAAAACUAAAGUAAAAACUAUAAAAAUUAACUUUCAGACAUAAAGGAAAACACGGGUUAGAGGCAUGCCAUUUUCCUUUAUGGAAAGGUGCGGUAUUACAAAAACAUCUGUUUAACUCAGAUUAAUUUAUUAUGGUACAGUCAUGUGCCACAUAACAGCGUUUCAGUCAGCAGUGGACUACAUAUAUGAUGGUGGUCCCAUAAGAUUAUAAUACCAGAUUUUUACUGUACCUUUUCAAUAUUUAGUUAUAUUUAGAUACACAAAUACUAGUUUAUAGUUGCCUACAACAUUCAGUCCAGUAACAUGCUGUACAGGUUUAUAGCUUAGAAGCAAUAUAUAGCUAGGUAUGUAGCCUAGAUAUGUAGUAAGGUGAACCAUCUAGGUUGAAGUACCCUUGAUGAUGUUUGCACAAUGACAAAACAGCCUAGCUACGUGACAUAUAGCCUAGGUAUGUAGUAAGCUGAACCAUCUAGGUUGAAGUACCCUUGAUGAUGUUCGCACAAUGACAAAAUUGCCUAAUGACUCAUUUCUCAGAACAUAGCCCCUUCAUUAAUUGAUGCAUGAUUGUAAUCCUAAUUCUCAGGUAAUUUGGAAUUUUUUUUUCAAAUAUUUAGGAAAGAAUCUACCAAAUAUAAAAAUUUAAUGAAAAGCAUAUCAAUUAAAAGUCAUAAUGACCCAGAAAUAGCUAAUGACACAGAAGUAGAGCAAAAUAGAAAUCUUCAAGAUAAACAAAAUAGGUACAGCACAUAGGAAUUGAGUGUGGGUUAGACACUCUCAUUUGCCUGACCAUCAGCCAUGUUUCUCUCCCUUCCUUGCUAAUUAUUAUUGUUUUAGUCUUAACUAUGUAUGGCUGCUUUGUGCUAUUGAAUAGUGUUUCCUUGUCCCAGAAGGUGAAAUCCUGCUUUCUGGCUAAUGAGACAAACAGGGAGUAUGGAGAACUUUUGGGAUUUUUUUUUUUGAGACAGUCUUAUUCUUUUGCCCUGGGUAGUGUGCUAUGGCAUCAUAGCUCCCAGCAAUCUCAAACUCUUAGGCUCAGGCGAUUCCCUUGCCUCAGCCUCCCUAGUAGCUGGGACUAUAGGUGCCUGCCACAAGGCCGGCCGUUUUUGUUUGUUUGCUUAGCAGGCCUGGGCCACGUUCGAACCCACCAACCCCGGUGCAUGUGGCUGGCACCCUAACCCUGAGCUACAGGUUCCCAGCUUUAUUGAUCUUCUUGCCUCAGUCUCCUGAGCAGCUGGGGCUACAAGUGCUCUCCACAAUGCCUGCCUAUUUUUAGAGGUGGGGUCAUGCUCUUGCUCAGGGUGGUCUUGAACUGCUGAGUUCAAGAAAUCUACCCACCUCAGCCUUUUAGAGUGCUAAGAUUAUAGGUAUGAGCCACUGUGCCAGGCCAUUUUUGUUGUUCUUAAAAAUUGAUACAAGAUAGGUAUUUUCCCUCUUCCCGUUGCUUCUCAGUGAAGAUAGGUGAUGAUGAUGUUUGGAGCUCAUCUGGAGCAAGCAGCCUUUUCAUGACCUUGAAAGGACAAGCGUGGGAUGAAAGCAUCACACUGAGGACUGCAGGAUGCAGAGAGACAGCAUCUGAACUGUGCUUCCAAAUUAACCACCUCUGCAACUACUUUAUCUUUGGACUUUUUGUUAUUUGAGAUAUUAAAUUACUUAACGUUG